Cryptococcus deneoformans JEC21 is the source of this 2584-nucleotide messenger RNA. RefSeq lists its product as hypothetical. Lineage: Eukaryota; Fungi; Basidiomycota; Tremellomycetes; Tremellales; Cryptococcaceae. Bases 49 to 2265 code for a protein of 738 amino acids. Gene Ontology annotation, biological process: regulation of DNA-templated transcription; DNA-templated transcription. Gene Ontology annotation, molecular function: DNA-binding transcription factor activity, RNA polymerase II-specific; zinc ion binding; DNA binding. The transcript has 16 exons. The record is from RefSeq and is a predicted model, not a curated record.
UUCUGCAGCACAGCGAACAACAGAGGCCCUACAUUCCUGCUCCUAGCCAUGGACUUCUAUCCUCCUCAGCUGGCUGGACAAUCCAGUACAACCACCUCGCUAGAACACCUAGGAUCCUCCACCCAGGCCAAUCAACAGCCUGUGACUCCUGACACCGUGACCACCGAAAAUAAAAGAAAGAAGCGCACAGGAAGUAGCGGAAAGGAUGGGACCAAGAUAAAAAAAACAAGGCAGAGCCAGUCAUGUGAUGCUUGCCGCGCCCGAAAAGUCAAAUGCGACAGACCGCCUCCGGGAAAAGAGACUGACGGUCCAAUCAAGAACAUGUGCAGCCAUUGCGCUCAGCUGAAUCUACCAUGUACUUUCGAUUAUGUGCAACGGAAAAGGGGUCCCCCCAAUAUGUAUUUGAAGCGUAUACAGGAAGAUCAGCAGGUUGAAUGCAACGAAAACGGAAAAUCCAUCUCCUCAACUGUUGGUUCUUCAAAAUUCAGCUCUGAAGUACCCGCAACUAUACCACGUGCCCCUCCACCGCUACAGGCUGCGUUGCGGGGAACACCACCUGCGACGUCGGAUAACACGUCUUCUGAAUGGCAGCCGACCUUGGGCAUGACUAUGUCUACUACACGCGCGGCUCAUGCUGGACAUUACCCUAUCAUGUCCAUUUCUGCCAGUUCGUCUCCCAGUGUCCAGGCCGCUACAGUACCUCUCGGACUUUCACCUCUACGUUCAAGGAGUUAUCUCCCUGUCUCUCUUGACCCCUCCCAUUCACUGGCUACAAGUCAAACUCCGAGUGCACAAUCUUCACCGCUUCACUUACCUCAACACCUUGCUUAUAUCAACCACACAUAUGACCCGCGAAAUCCUCUUGAUUCUGUCCUUCCACGUCGGCUUCUUUACCAUAUCAUUGAUCUAUACUUUGAUUAUAUUUAUUGCUUAAUUCCUUGCUUGCACAGACCAUCAUUUAUCCACGAUCUGAACACAAAACGGGAAGAAAACCCGGAUCAGGAGGAAUGGGUGAUCUUGGUUCUGGCUGUUGUAGCAAGUACGUUAGUGCAGCUUCCGAGAAGCUUUGUCGAUCUGCCCAGAAAUGAAGUCAAGGACCUCGUUUUAAGAUGUCACAAUAGAAUCAAAGACUAUUUAGCACGAGAUUUCGAUACUAUUACCGUGACAAGAACCAUCAUUAUCUAUCUCAGCUUAUACGUUUAUGGAAUCACUGGGCACAUCGUAGUCAGCCAUGGAUUAUUCGGUCAGAAUUACGUUUUCAUGCUUGCUCUACGAGCCCAUGAGGAAGGUACAUACGCUACACUGGGAAACAUUGAGCGGGUACUUUUGAGACGGAUGUUUUGGCUCAUGUAUGGUGGGGAUAAGACACUUGCUUUCACAGGAGCUUUCCCUGUAUUAUUCCAUGAAGACGAUUGUGCCAGUGUGGCGCUUCCCGACGACAUUGAUGAUGAAUACUUGACGGAAGAAGGAUAUACAAAACAACCCGAAUCCUACACUUCAGUGUUGAGCGGCUUCCGCUAUAUCAGCCAUCUUUUUCGCGUUUCAGGAGAAGUGUUGGAUAAGCGUCGACGAGAUAAAAUAAGGUCGCCGUCUGGUUUAAUGCUCCAAAUGAGAAUCAAUGAGAUUAAUGAGCUUUACAACCGUACGAUGUCCAUCAUGGAUUUUUGCCCCGCACCUUUAAAGUUAGAUUACAGAUCCGCAAGUGCAUCUGUCAUGUCUAUGUCUCCAGAUUGGGACGAAAGAAUCAAGAGUGACAUUCAUACCAUCUUUUCUGACCCCAACGAACAUGACAUGGAUCUCGUCAAGGACUUCUACUUAGUUCAGCAGGCCAAUAUCUACGUCACACAGCAACUAGUUCGGUUCAUAAUUAUCCAAUAUCGAGAAGAGCUCCUCGAAAUUCAGCAAGACGAAGCACACCAUGGAUUAGACCUCGCCCAAAGGGAAGCGAUGAAACGCUCAAUCAGAGAACAGACACAAGAUGAAAAGGAUGAGGUAGUCGUUGACAUGCUAUCUAUCUUGCAAAAAAUUCCAAUUCAAGUUCUCGCGGUGAACAGUUUCACUAUUAUCGAGAAGGUUCGAUCUGUUGCUUCGAGUCUGCUUGAUUUUUUGGACCAUGGUGAAGACAUGGGGUUGCUGCCGCUUUCGUCUCAUGAAACAAGAGCGCAGAAAGCCCAGAGAAAUCUUUGGAAGUUCCUAAAUUACUUGUCCGAAAUCGAGAGUAUGUACUCCUGGCAUGACGAGAAAGGGACGGGUAAAGGAUUUUAAUUACCAGCGAGCCGGGCAGAAAAAGGUGGGGGGUUAGGGACAGCUGAGGAGAAGACCCCGUUGGUUGUAAAGCGUUGUAUCGCCAAACGACUCAUAUUGUUGCUGUUGCUAUGGUGACAGAUGUUGUAUCUGCAGGGCAUUGCUUUCACAGUUGCAUUGCAUUCACAGUCUUAACUUCACAUUAUUGUACAACUACUUUUCUUUCUCUAUCAACAUAGAGACAGCUUCUAUAGGUGUUAGAAGAAUAACCUUAUUUAUUGGAAAGAAAAAGCGAUCGCAAUCAUUCAGUCACUUAACUACGUACUCAUCCACGAAUGGA